Molecule: messenger RNA, 565 nt
Organism: Zychaea mexicana
Lineage: Eukaryota; Fungi; Mucoromycota; Mucoromycetes; Mucorales; Lichtheimiaceae
Exons: 2
Coding region: 154-447 (97 amino acids)
Source: RefSeq, a predicted model, not a curated record
ACCACUAGAUCGACGCACGAGUUGGUGCAGAGAUUAGAGAAACAGUGUCAACAAGAAUCCGCAGACGUGUUACAGUUGGCACGUCAGGUUACACGUGCCAAUAAGGAGAUUGUGUCGUACACGGAUCAGUUGAACAAGUUGGAUCGAUCGUCGAUGCAAUUGACGUCCUCAAUACAAGAGUUUCAAUCGAUGGGCGAACAGGCCUAUUGCGUGCUCCAGGCUAUACAGGAGCAACUCGAGAUCGUCCAACAAGACUUUUAUGCGUUCAGACAUCGCAUGCAUCGCUUGGAUCUGUGGAUGACUGCGAAUCCGGACGUUGUGGGUGCUGCACGGUUAAGGCUCAUGUUGGAUCAUGUGCAUGUUUCGCCUGGUCGUUAUUGGCUUUUGUACCUGAUUGCGGUGACCGUUGUUGCAGUGGCCAUUGUUGCUUUCUGGGAACAGUUGUAGAUAAAGAAAAUGUUCAAAAUGCAGAGUCUUUUUUUAUUUUUGAUAAUUAUGCAGAAUGGUGUGCGAGUGCGUGAGUGAGUGUAGUUCAAGAGAAAAUGUAGGAAUGAAACAAGAGAAU